Messenger RNA from Ascochyta rabiei, 720 nucleotides. RefSeq lists its product as uncharacterized. NCBI's taxonomy places the organism in Eukaryota, Fungi, Ascomycota, Dothideomycetes, Pleosporales, Didymellaceae. The transcript has a single exon. The record is from RefSeq and is a predicted model, not a curated record. Gene Ontology annotation, molecular function: acyltransferase activity, transferring groups other than amino-acyl groups. The coding region runs from base 1 to 720 and encodes 239 amino acids.
AUGCAUGUCCGUCUUGCGCAACCGUCAGAUGAGCCAGUCAUGGCCGCCAUCUGCGCUCGAGCCUUCUUCGAAGAAGACCUCUUCGGCCGGGUGAUCCAUCCCCACCGAGCCGAGUAUCCCCAGGAUGUGCAGAUCUUCUGGCACGAAUGGCUGCGCAACGACUGGGCCAAUCCACGAAACAAGAUCAUCCUCGCCGUCACUGCCGGAGACGACCAGCAAGAAAAGGUCGUCGGGGCCGCAGUUUGGCAACGCCAGGGCGACGACUUGGGCGCGCAGCAAGUCAUCUCAGCGUGGUCUGAUCCAGGACACUUUCCAGCCUUAGCCUCGACGAAUAACCGCGCUCUAGACCCUUCGAAGAAGACCUUGAUGGCAGAGUCCGUUCCCUACACAAAGCACUACUGGUCUGGCCCGUGCGCGAUUAAUUGGUACCUUUCGUUGUGCUGUGUGGAUCCAGCUGUCAAGGGUCGUGGGGCGGGACGGCUGCUAGUGCAGUGGGGCUUGGAUCGUGCGAACGCAGAGGGAGUCAGGGCGAGUGUGAUGGCGAGUGAGGGUUCAGAUGGGUUUUAUUUGAAAUGCGGGUUUGAUGAGGUCGUGGGAAAUGCGAAUGAAGGGGAGGGUAAUCCGUUGCAAAGGGAUAAUGUGGUGGGUGGGAACAUCCUGUUCAUGUGGGUUAAGUCCAAACAAUCAGUCGAAGAAAAGACUCUGCAGUCACUGUCAUAA